AUGAAUAUUCAAUGGAGUAACACUUAUAAUACAAAAAAACAAAGUUUUAAUUAUGAUUGUUUAUUGCCUAUGAUUGAUCAUAAAAACUGGAUACCAGAUGAGUUGCACUUAAUGCUUAGAAUCAGAGAUAUAUUAUUAGAAUGUUUAUUUUCAGAUCUUUGUAGAAAUUUAAAAAAAUUUGAAAAUGAAAUGGCUAAUAGAAUAAUUGAAGAAACCAGAAGAAUUGGAAUAACCAAAUUUGAAUUUUAUGAUUUAAAAAGUUCUAAAUGCAACUGGACAACCUUAAAUGGAUCAGAUAAAUUGAAAUUUUUAGAAUUUUUUCUUGUUUCUAAAUUUUAUAAUAAUGAAAAGGGGAUUAACAUAGAAAAAAUGUGGAGAGAAUUUGUAUGUUUGUAUAAAUUAAUUAGAAAAACUGCAUUGAGUGAUAUUGAAAUAGAUAAUUUUCAAAAAGAUGUUAAACAAUGGAUUAAAACAUUUACUAAUAUAUAUCGUAGUGAGGAUGUUACUCCUUAUAUGCAUGUGUUUGCCAUGCAUAUACCACAAUUUUUAAAAGAAUUAAAAAAUCAAGCAUUAUCAUUGCGUGGUGUUGAUGUUGAUUCAGGAGAUGAUGACAAAGAUGUUAUUGAUUGA
Molecule: messenger RNA, 630 nt
Organism: Entrophospora sp. SA101
Lineage: Eukaryota; Fungi; Glomeromycota; Glomeromycetes; Entrophosporales; Entrophosporaceae
Source: the annotation of a GenBank genome assembly